AUGGAUGAAGAACAAUAUUCAUCUGGUUGGGACGAAAAUUACUCAUUUGUUCACUUUCUUAAUGAAAGCAAUGUCUGCGAAAUGGGAAACUAUUUUACCUUUUACACCCAUUUCACUACUGUUCUCUAUACUCUGGCAUUUUUGCUCAGCCUGCUAGGAAACACUCUGGUGUUAUGGAUCCUACUCAAAUAUGAAAACCUUACAUCUUUAACGAACAUCUUCAUCAUGAAUCUUUCUGUCUCUGACUUAGUCUUCUCAUGCAUGCUGCCAUUCUGGGCAGUGUACCAGAGCUUCGGGUGGAUUUUUGGUGAGUUCCUUUGCAAGGCAGUGAAUGCCAUUUUCUCCAUUGGCUACUACAGUGGUGUUUUCUCUCUAACUCUCAUGACUAUUUUACGGUACUUGUCCGUGGCGAACCCUCUUUCUACUCUGAGAUCCCAGACGCAGUACUGUCGUUCUCUGGUGUGCUUGUUUGUUUGGACUUGCAGCAUUUUAAUGGUAGUUCCUGAGAUUAUUCACACCACAGUGACAGAAACCUUGGAAGAAGUCAGUAUCUGUGAUUAUGAUGACUGGGAAUGGAAAAAAGUGGACAUUUAUCAGAGAAACAUACUCUUCCUGAUUUCCUUUGGGAUUAUCGUAUUCUGUUACAUCAAUAUACUGAUAAUUCUGCUUGGAACAAGAUCUCGCAGAAAGCGCAGAACUGUGAAACUCAUCCUUGUUAUUGUGGUGGCUUUCUUCCUGAGCUGGGCACCUUACAACAUCCUCAGCUUUCUGAUUACUUUUCCACCAUCUACAUGCCAGUACAGCAAUGACACCCACCUCGCCUUUCACAUCAGCCGUAAAAUUGCUUUCUCCCACUGCUGCCUCAAUCCCGUGCUCUACGUAUUUGCUGGAGUCAAGUUCAAGAGGCAUUUGUUUCGUUUAUGCAGACAGUAUUUACCCUGUGGUGAUGAAGUCUCCAGCCCCCGGAUCGGCUCUCAAGGCAAAUUCCACUAUGAAGAUGGGUCCAUCUACUGAAGGGAGACCAAACUAUUAGUGCUAGUCUCUGAUGAACUUUCAGAUUUUAAAGGCCAUGCAUGAUCUCCAAUUCCUAUAGGCUCUUCCCUGAGACAGUGGCCGAUUUUGUCUUUGCAAACAUAUUGUGAAUGGGAAAUGAUUAGAAAAAUGAUUAGCAGGAGGAUGGAGAAACCAAGAAGUGACCUCAGUGGUCUGUAACUCUUACCUUCUUUAUGCUUUUUGGCACAGUGAUACUUUUUCUCAUUCAUGGUUUUCUUUAGAAAAAGAAAAAAGAAUGCUUGCUUUUUUCUUUGGCAGUUAAAACUUCAGGUCUUAAAGUGAAUAGUGCUGCACAUUUCUUUCUUGCCUGAUUUUAAAUAUUCAUAUUGUUUCUAGCAUGGUCACUUAAGCAUUUCUGUAGCUUUUAAUGCUUGACAUUAUUUGUCAGUGCUGAACUCACUGAUGUUCUCUGUGUGCUAAGGUUCUUCGACCUAUUGAUAGGCAAAUAUAUAUAAAGCCAAC
Lagopus leucura (white-tailed ptarmigan) is the source of this 1515-nucleotide messenger RNA. RefSeq names its product X-C motif chemokine receptor 1 (gene XCR1). Gene Ontology annotation, cellular component: membrane. Gene Ontology annotation, molecular function: chemokine receptor activity. The transcript has a single exon. Lineage: Eukaryota; Metazoa; Chordata; Aves; Galliformes; Phasianidae. Gene Ontology annotation, biological process: G protein-coupled receptor signaling pathway; chemotaxis; immune response. The coding region runs from base 1 to 1014 and encodes 337 amino acids. The record is from RefSeq and is a predicted model, not a curated record.